Paraphaeosphaeria sporulosa is the source of this 2367-nucleotide messenger RNA. RefSeq names its product putative exo-beta-1,3-glucanase. The transcript has 6 exons. Lineage: Eukaryota; Fungi; Ascomycota; Dothideomycetes; Pleosporales; Didymosphaeriaceae. Gene Ontology annotation, molecular function: polygalacturonase activity. The coding region runs from base 1 to 2367 and encodes 788 amino acids. The record is from RefSeq and is a predicted model, not a curated record.
AUGAAGUUACUCCAGUAUUUGCUGCAUAUAGCAGCAAUCUCUUCCGCUGCAGAAGCAGCAAUUGCACGACGGGCCGAUCCACUUGCGAAAGGUGCGCCCAAGUCUGCGUAUUGGCCUAUUCCGCCUCAGCCGAAAGGACCCACCAAGCCGUACGUUUUCGGCCACGUAUCUGCAGCAGCUGUAUGCUCUGGCCCAGUGACCAGCAAUCCCACCAGUUUCUGGAUGGACCAGCAAGAUCACACUGGAAACGCUCGUGGCUAUGCUCCAUUCUUGGGUACAUUCUACAACUAUAAAACCUACCGCAAUGUCGUGAAAGACUAUGGUGCCAAGGGGGACGGCACAGGGGACCAGACAGCCGCUAUUCAGAAUGCGCUCAAUGAUAAUAGCCAGGGAGGAAACCGGUACCAGGGGCCGCUUGCUGCGCAGCCUGCACAUGUGUUCAUCCCGGGCGGCACGUACCAGCUAGGCUCAAAACUUGACCUGAGAAAAGGUACCAUCAUCAUGGGAGAUCCAAACAAUCCCCCCGUACUGAAAGCCGCCCCUGGGUUUUCUGCAGAGGUCCUUAUCGAUGGCUACGACGCCGCGAGUGCGCCUGAGACAUCCUUUAUGACUCAGUUGCGCAACGUUGUUAUCGACACUACUGCACUUUUGCCGAGCCAGAAAAUCACCGCGCUUCGCUGGGGAGUAGCCCAGGGUUGCGCUUUGGGCAACGUCAAGAUCAACAUGCCAUCCAGCUCCACUGGCCAUACUGGUAUUUGGCUCCAAGCCGGCUCCACGAUCGCAGUGACGGAUGUGCAAAUUACAGGCGGGGCCAUCGGCAUCCAAAACAAUAACCAGCAAGUUAUCUUCAAGAACAUCUACUUCAAAUUUUGCACUACGGCAUACGUCGCACCCGGCGGUUUCAAUUCGCUAUUGCAAGGCGUCACGUUUGACACCUGCGGUGUCGGCAUUGACGUCACACAAAACCAUGGAGAUGUCAUUCUUCUGGACUCUGAGAGCAAGAACUCAGGUAAUACGAUCGUUUUCCGGGACUCAUCGAACGAUUCAGGAAACCGCAACAACCAGAUCGUAAUCCAGAAUCUCAAGCACGAUACGAACAACCCGAUAGCAGUGAAGUCGAGCGGCCAAGUCGUUCUCGCAGCACAGUCCACAGUCACAACCUGGGUAUGGGGUAACGCCUCUCCAGGGCAAUACCAAACAGGUGUUACCUAUCCGAACUCGCGACCUCAGAAUCUUCUCGAUGCGUCAGGCAAGUUCUUCAUGAAGGAUGCACCCACCUUUGCGGGUUAUGCCAAUGAUCAGAUCGUCAACGUGAAGAACGCAGGGUUCGAUGUGAAGGGCGACGGAAGGACCGAUGAUUCUGCAGCGCUGAACGCGAUUCUGCUACAGAACGCUGCCAACUGCAAGAUAACGUACUUCCCUUACGGCGUCUAUGUUGUCCUCUCCACCCUCUUUAUCCCGCCCGGAAGUCGUAUUGUCGGCGAAGCCUGGCCCGUUAUCAGUGGAGCAGGCGAUAAGUUCAGAGACGCCAAUACUCCUGUUCCUGUUGUCAAAGUCGGUAAUGCAAAUGAUGUCGGUGUGGCCCAAAUCUCCGACAUGCGGUUCACGGUCGCAGAGCCGCUUGCUGGAGCAAAGAUUAUGGAAUGGAACAUGGCUGGAACUUCUAACGGAGAUGUCGGAAUCUGGAACUCGAUCGUGAACAUUGGCGGCAUGCGUGACUCGACAGUAUCGGCCCAGUGCCAAUCGCAGAAUCCCUGUCAGGCAGCGCACACGGUUUGGGUGUGGACGGCGGACCAUGAUGAAGACCAAACGUCAGGCAAUCUGAUUAUUUCUACCGGACGCGGAAUUCUCGUAGAAGCCACAAAAGCAACAUGGCUAGUAGGUACUGGCUCUGAGCACCACUGGCUCUACGGAUAUAACUUCAACAACGCCCAGAAUGUCUAUGCUGGUCUGUUACAAGUGGAGUCCCCCUACAUGCAGGGUCGGGGCGCCAUCCAAGUCGCACCAGCCCCAUGGACUGCACGCAACGGCGACCCUGACUUCAGCUGGUGCGCCGGAGGCGAUGGGUACUGCCGCUCCUCCGUCGGCGUCAACGUGCAGAACUCGCAGAACAUCAACUUGUACUCGUCUUCGACUUGGGCGUUCUUUGAUGGACCUUGGGACGGGAACUACGGAAAUCAAUGCGCUAAUCAGGAUUGCCAGCAGAACAUGAACCGUGUGGCUGGAAGCACAAGCUCGUUGACAUGGUACGGUGUCAACACGAAGGCAGGAAAGACGAUGAUAUUGGAUGGCAAAGCAGACCCACAGACUCUGAAUAACCCCGGGGGCUGGGGUGGAAGUUUGGUGGCGUAUCGACAGUUUGCGUAG